Molecule: messenger RNA, 797 nt
Organism: Elaeis guineensis (African oil palm)
Lineage: Eukaryota; Viridiplantae; Streptophyta; Magnoliopsida; Arecales; Arecaceae
Source: RefSeq, a predicted model, not a curated record
CCCUUCUUUUUCGUCUUCCCACCGCUUUCUCUAAGUUCCCAUUCCCGCUUCGAUCGCGAACGGCGAAUGGCCGUCACGACCGACUCCGCUUGGGACGACGCCGAGUGGGAGAUCUGCAACGACAAUGGCUUCGUCUACAAGCGCCGUCGCCGCCGGCGAACGUCGGGGGAAGAGGAGGAGGGGCGGCCGACGCCGUCAGACGACACCGAGGCCGAGCUGAGGCGCCACGGCAGGGAGCGGCGGCGGCGGUGCCUCCUCAGCCUCCGGGAAAAGUACCGGAGAGAGAUGGAACAGUGGGAGGCCUUGUCCUUCACCUUGCUGGACUUGACCUCGCACAUCCCCAUCGCCGCCACCGCUCCUCCUCCUGCUCCUCCUCCACCUCCUCCGACGGAGAUGCCGGGCGGCGCUUUCGCACCGUCGAUUGAUGAUCUCCUCUCUCAGGUGGAGUCUCAGGAAGCGAUUCUGCGGAAGCUAUCAGAAAUUUGCGACUUUGUGGAGUCGAUGUGCAAGGGGCAGGAGGAGAGAUUGGCCGAGUCUCUAAUCAGCCUGCCAAUUUGGGGAAGCCCUCGGUCUCUCAUUGCUUCUCUAUCAGAUUAGUUUAGUUGUAAAAGUUUUAACUCCAAGGGGCAUGUCAUGUUCCAUGGCCAUUAUAUGUCUGUUGUUUUUACUCAACCAGCCUGUGUAUCUAUAUGUAUGACAUACUUGCUUUGUCUUGCAAGGAAAUGAAAGCUAUGGUGUUUAUUGUUCUUUAAUUCUGACCCAACUUGUUUUUUUAUGAAAAUAAAGUAUGUUUUCAA